AUGGCAGAGCGUGCUUAUAAUAGAAUUUGUGCAACCAUUCAGAUCACCGGAGAGAAUUGUGAUCCCAUUCGGCCCAGAAGGCAACCCGCCUUGUUGUCAACCGAUUUUAUUGAUAACAGUGUGGGACGUAAUAUGCCUUCUUUGGACGUACUAUAUCAGCCGACCCCUCGGAAGGCAACGCUACAAGAGCAGAACAAAUACUUUGCGAGAGGUCUGGAACUCUUAGCCGAGAAGAUAGAGCCAACCUUAUUGUACCGUCCUCGAACAACCAGCGAGAAAGGAAGCGCAAGCAUCGAGAGUAAAAACAAUGAAAAUAUUACAAUGGAGCUCGGAGCCUGCUCUAACCAAAGUACAAUUGGCGAACUGCAGACAUCCUUUGGGAAAUUGUUCAGAAUCGGUACCAUGGGAGACGUUACGUGGAUAACGGAAAUCCCUUGUCCUACCCAAGAAGUUAGGAGGACAAUCGAAAGUCAUGAAUCCAUGUCUCAGGAGUCAAAAUACUGUAAUGGUCGUGUAUUUAUGUGGGAGGAUAUGAUGCAAGUUUUGUGGCCAAUAGGAGAUUCUUUGGAAGAGGUGAAAUUGAACCAUGGAAAAGAUAAAUUGUUCUGGGUUGUGGAGGAUGAUGUAAUUGUAUAUGAGUUCGAACCACCAUCUGAACAUGUAUACACCACUACAGAAAAGGGAAAGAACAAAAAAUUUAAGAAAAAAAAGCACCAAAAACGUCAUUAA
Ambispora leptoticha is the source of this 729-nucleotide messenger RNA. Lineage: Eukaryota; Fungi; Glomeromycota; Glomeromycetes; Archaeosporales; Ambisporaceae. The record is from the annotation of a GenBank genome assembly.